AUGGACGCCAAUGCUCACUGCCCCGUUGGCUUAGUUCCUGCAACUCCCAGACUCGGGGUGCCAGACUCUACAUGUCUGGGAUCAAGUUGGUGUGUAGCCAGGCUCACACUACAUAGAUUUACCAUCCAUCCCAUUUUCCGGCCUAGAUUUCCUGGACCCUAG
Blumeria graminis f. sp. triticale is the source of this 162-nucleotide messenger RNA. The record is from the annotation of a GenBank genome assembly. NCBI's taxonomy places the organism in Eukaryota, Fungi, Ascomycota, Leotiomycetes, Helotiales, Erysiphaceae.